Telopea speciosissima is the source of this 989-nucleotide messenger RNA. RefSeq names its product chromatin structure-remodeling complex protein BSH. Lineage: Eukaryota; Viridiplantae; Streptophyta; Magnoliopsida; Proteales; Proteaceae. The transcript is spliced from 10 exons. Gene Ontology annotation, molecular function: transcription coregulator activity. The record is from RefSeq and is a predicted model, not a curated record. Gene Ontology annotation, biological process: chromatin remodeling; regulation of transcription by RNA polymerase II. Gene Ontology annotation, cellular component: nuclear chromosome; nucleus. The coding region runs from base 86 to 808 and encodes 240 amino acids.
GGAGAAAGCCAAAGUGGAGGGAAAUUAGAAGACCCAAAAUCCAAAAUAAGUAGGAACAGAUAGUCAAAUUCAAAUAAGAGUAACUAUGAAACCUCUACCGGCAGUGGCCUCAAAAGCACCCAUCAAGUUUAGAAUCCCAACUGCCGAAAAUUUAGUUCCAAUUCGUUUGGAUAUUGAGAUUGAUGGGCAGCGAUUCAAAGAUGCGUUUACAUGGAACCCGACUGAUCCGGACUCAGAAGUGGUGGUGUUUGCGAAGAGGACAGUGAAGGACCUGAAACUCCCUCCAGCAUUCAUUACACAGAUUGCCCAAUCUAUUCAAUCACAGCUGACAGAAUUUCGAUCAUUGGAGGGGCAAGAAAUGUACACUGGUGAGAAGCUUGUCCCUCUCAAGCUUGACCUUCGGGUAAACAAUACCAUCAUAAGGGAUCAGUUUUUGUGGGACUUGAAUAACUUUGAGAGUGAUCCUGAAGAGUUUGCAAGAACCUUUUGCCAGGACUUGGACAUUGAAGACCCUGAAGUUGGACCUGCAAUUGCAGUUGCAAUCAGGGAACAACUUUAUGAGACUGCAGUUCAAAGUGUGACAACUGCAAGGGAAUCGAGGGUUAGCAAGAAGGGUCGACGUGGGGCAGAACAUGUCACAGCCAGUAAAGCAGGUGGCACAGCCUUGGAUUUGAUGAAGCUAUUUGGUGGCAAAUCAAAUGUCAUUCGGAAAAGGAAGGAGUGGGAUAUGUAUGAACCUAUUGUUGAUCUUCUAUCGAAUGAGGAAGUUGAUGCUCUUGAUGCAAGAGAAGAGCGGAAUGCUCGGUGAGUGAUGUUGAUAAGUGCAUUUAAAGUGUGUAUGGAACUUUCAAGGAGCAAGCACUUAUUGGUGGUUUAGUUAGUCUUGGUGUUCUAUUUGACAUGUAGAGUUGACAAAUUUUCCUAGAAACAAAACACAAUAUGGCAUUGCAAGUAAGCCAGUUAAGUUAAAUAUUUUGUGAUUUUAUUCA